AUGUCGUUCCCGAGACCGUUGCACCGGCUGCGUCUGGCCGGGCGUUGUAGUCUUUUUUUUUCGAGCCGUGGUAUUGAAAAUCCGCUAAAAGCCGACGUUUCGUUGUGUUCAGUAUAUAAUAUUGUAAAGAGAAAGAAAGCAAAAACUAAAAUACCGAAAAAAAUAUGGUUCCUUGGUCAGCGUAUUAUGAUUUUACUAUUAUUCGAGACGUUCCGAAUGCGCGACUGUAUUAUACAUUAUGUGAUGCGACAAGAUUAUAAUUCUUGCAGACGUCGCCGUCGUCGUCACCAUUGA
Molecule: messenger RNA, 294 nt
Organism: Macrosiphum euphorbiae (potato aphid)
Lineage: Eukaryota; Metazoa; Arthropoda; Insecta; Hemiptera; Aphididae
Source: the annotation of a GenBank genome assembly